GGUUUCAAAGUUUGCCGGUAUCUAUUUGUUAGAUGUGACAAUGAACCCGCCCCGUGGACAAGCGAUGAUCAUGGAGAUAGGCCCAGACCCUUGCCCGUAAUUCGUGAACUGAAAAAGGCUACAGUCAUAUUUGAAAGGACUGAGACUCCAUCUUGGGAUUUUGAUGAGGAAGAUUCUCUUUGGAAGUGGAAGAAACCACCACCUCCCAGCAGACAAAAGGUACGAAAUGCCGAACCCGUAGAGGUAGCAAGGGAAAAGUCAAAUAAAGAUAUAAGGAAAUUCCAACUCAAGUCAAUCAAGGAACAAUUGCAGAGAGGGUUCUCGUGCAUGAUAUGUGGAGGGGUUAUGGUUUCACCAGUGACAACACCGUGUGCUCAUAACUUUUGUAAGUCUUGUUUGGAAGGUGCAUUUGCUGGUCAGACUUUUGUGAGGGAGAGAAGUAGGGGUGGGAGAACCCUUCGGUCCCAAAAGAAUGUGAUGAAAUGUCCUUCUUGCACUAUUGACAUUUCUGAUUAUCUUCAGAACAUUCAGGUUGAUGUAGAUUUGAAGAGUGCGAUUGAAUCAUUGAAAGCCAAGGUUGAAGAAAUUGGAGAAUCAGUGGAGUCAAGUGAGAAUGCUGAUGAGUUACAGGAUGAUGGCGCUGGCAAGGACGAAGAUACUGACUCAGGGAACAAAAAUUCUGAAGAGGAUUUGAAUGGUCUACAUGAAGGAUCUGAUGUUGGUGAGCUUAAAGAUGCCAACAAGGGGCCAGAUCUAGCAGUGAAGUGCAAUGCAAAGAGAAAGAAAGGGGAUUGUGGAAAAGAAUCGCCUGCUGAUAAAAUGAUGGAAAAAAGAGGUAAAAAAUACAGAAAGACUGAGGAAGCAGUGAAUGAAGAAAAUGAUUCUCCAUCAAGUCCUCUCCCAUAAAGUCAUGAUAGACUCAGAACUUUUAACAACUGGACUUUCAGUUUGUCGGAAUAAGACAUGGUGGUCUCUUAUGCUGAUGGCUCAGUAUUAGUCUUGAAAUUGUUACAAGUGAAGGAUUAUUUUUCUCAAUUUGUUGUUACCUUUUUGUCUUUUAAUCAUUUUAUGGGAAAUGGAACUAUCAAAGACCUCUAAGCAAUUCAAAUCAAAGAAAGAUCUUUCAUAGUAUCAUGUA
Molecule: messenger RNA, 1138 nt
Organism: Cajanus cajan (pigeon pea)
Lineage: Eukaryota; Viridiplantae; Streptophyta; Magnoliopsida; Fabales; Fabaceae
Source: RefSeq, a predicted model, not a curated record